UUUCCCUUCACUUCCUUACUCUCUCUCCUUCCCUGUCCUUCUCUCGCUCCCCCUCUCACUCGCGUAUUUCUAGAAAACAUGAAGGGAAAAGAAGGGAAGAUUCCGGCGAGGACGAAAGUCAAGUGAAAGUUUUAAGAAGCUUUCGAAGGUCUGGUAGGAAGGGCAACUUUGGAGAGCGGAUGGACGGGAGGAAGGAAAAGACCAAUUCAGCUGUAUGGCAUGAUAAACGGAUAAACAUAAACACUGCUUGAAAUCAUAAACUCCAAUCAACUGCGCAGCGCCAUUCGCCACUCGUCGCCCCCUGUGCCCUGAAUGUGUGACUUUGAACUGGGUGAUUUUUGCAAGCUUUUUUUCUGUUGCCUCUGGCCUGAACAGAAGAGACAGGGCGUUUGACAAUUCCGAACUCUCCCCGGAAAAAAUCUUAAAAUUAAGGAGUAGGGUGCCGAACAGGGCAAGACGCCGAAAUGGCUGGGGCGAAGCCGGGAGUUCACGCUCUGCAACUCAAACCGGUGUCCGUCCAUGAAACACUGAAACGGGGAAGCAAAUUUAUCAAAUGGGAUGAGGAACCCAGCACCGGCCAGCCCUCGCUCAUCACCCUCAAGGUGGACCCAGAGGGAUUCUUCCUGUACUGGACGGGCGGUGCGACCCUGGAGGUGGAAGUCUUGGAUAUCAGCCAUAUCAGGGACACCAGAACAGGGAAAUAUGCCAAGUUACCAAAGAGCCCCACCGUGCGGGACGUUCUCGGUUUUGGCAAGAACGAGGGCAACGUGGAGGCCAAGCUGGUGACUGUCGUCCAUGGCAACGACCUCGUCAACGUCUCCUUCCUCAACUUCCAGGCCAUGCAGGAGGAUGUGGCCAAGGUUUGGACAGAAGAGUUGUUUAAACUCUCCACCAACAUACUCUCCCAGAACUCCUCGCGAAACACCUUUUUGUUGAAGGCAUACACUAAGUUAAAGUUACAGGUGUCUUCAGAUGGGAAAAUCCCAGUAAAGAAUUUCAAGAGAGACUUAAGUUGAGGGUCUCAUUUACCCUGAUGACUGACUCUUUCUCUCUCUCUCUCUCUCUUCUCUUUCUCGUAGUCUCAAGUGGAGGGGAUCAAGCCAGAUGACUUAACGCGGGAAAUGUUCCUGAACUUCCUCAACUUCCUCUGCCUGAGGCCUGAGAUUGAGCGCAUCUUUGUGGAUACAGGUUCAAAAGGGAAGCCUUUCCUGUCUCUGGACCAGAUGCUGGACUUCAUGAACCGUAAGCAGCGCGACUCACGUCUAAACGAGGUCCUGUAUCCACCUCUCAAACGCGAGCAGGUGCGGCAGAUCAUGGAGAAGUACGAGCCCAACACCAGCCAGCUGGACAGAGAUCAGAUCUCUCUGUUGGGCUUCAGUAGAUACCUGGGGGGAGAGGAGAACUCCGUGGUUCCUCCAGAGAGGCUGGACGUCAUUGACGACAUGACCCAGUCGCUGUCCCACUACUUCAUCAACUCCUCGCACAACACCUACCUCACAGUGGGCCAGCUGACGGGGCUGUCCUCGGUGGAGAUGUACAGGCAGGUGUUGCUGACAGGCUGCCGCUGUGUGGAGCUGGACUGUUGGAAGGGCCGCCUCCCCGACGAGGAGCCCUACAUCACCCACGGCUUCACCAUGACCACCGAGAUCCCAUUUAAGGAAGUGAUUGAGGCAAUUGCAGAGAGUGCGUUCAAGACCUCGCCAUAUCCCCUGAUCCUCUCCUUUGAAAACCACGUGGACUCUGCGAAGCAGCAAGCCAAGAUGGCAGAGUAUUGCCGCACCAUCUUUGGCGAUGCGCUCCUCAUCGACCCGCUGGAGAAAUACCCGCUGGUCCCAGGUCAUCCACUGCCGUCCCCCCAGGAGCUGAUGGGGAAGAUCCUGAUCAAGAACAAGAAGAAGCACCACCACCGCACGGCCAACGGGGGCAGCGUCAGGCGCAGGAACACUGACGGAGGGGACAUCUCAGACCAGGCCUCGCCUAUCAAUGACUGUCCUUUGUCUGAUGGAGAGAGCAACCACAUUAUGUCCAAUGGAGAGGAGAAGCUGGCAGAGCGGAUGGUCAAAGACAGCGAACCCCGCAAAUCCAUUGACGUGGAGAGUGAGGAAGAUGAGGAGGAAGAGCCAGUGGCAGAUCCCAAGAAACCAAACUCAGACGAGGGCACGGCCAGCAGUGAGGUCAAUGCCACCGAGGAGAUGUCCACACUGGUCAACUACAUCGAGCCAGUCAAGUUCAAGUCCUUUGAAGUAGCAGGCAAGAGAAAUAAAUACUAUGAGAUGUCCUCUUUCGUGGAGACAAAAGGCAUGGACACACUGAAGAGCUCUCCUGUGGAAUUUGUAGAAUAUAAUAAGAAGCAGCUGAGUCGUAUCUACCCUAAGGGCACGAGGGUGGACUCCAGUAACUACAUGCCCCACCUCUUCUGGAACGUGGGCUGCCAGAUGGUGGCGCUCAACUUCCAGACCCUCGACCUGCCCAUGCAGCUGAACAUGGGUGUGUUUGAGUACAAUGGGGGCUGUGGCUACUUGCUGAAGCCAGAGUUUAUGCGGCGUACAGACAAGCACUUUGACCCUUUCACUGAAAACAUUGUGGAUGGCAUCGUCGCCAACACCGUCAAAAUCACGAUUAUCUCGGGCCAGUUUCUGAACGAGAGGAAGGUGGGUGUGUAUGUGGAGGUGGACAUGUUUGGCCUGCCCUCUGACACCAAGAGGAAGUUCCGCACACGCACCUCCAACAACAACUCAUUGGACCCUGUAUGGACUGAAGAGAGCUUUGUCUUCAAUAAGGUGAUCCUGCCUAAUCUCGCCUCGCUGCGGGUGGCCGUGUUUGAGGAGAACGGGAAGUUCAUCGGGCACCGCAUCCUGCCGGUGCUGGCGCUGCGCCCAGGUUACCACUACAUCAGCUUGAAGAAUGAGCUGAACCAGCCUCUCCUGCUGUCCUCUCUGUUUGUGUACAUUGAGGCUCAGGACUACAUUCCCAAUGAGCACCAAGAGUAUGCUGAAGCCCUGACUAACCCCAUCAAGCACGUCUCUCUGCUGGACCAGAGGGAUCGGCAGCUGGCUGUGCUAAUGGAGGAUGAGCACACCUCAGAGAAACAGGAGCAGGAGCGGUUUGACCUUCGACCUUUAGACCCUAACCCCAUGCCCGUACUCCCACUCCUGCCUGAGCUCCAGGACGUCCAAAUCCCCGGGGCAGUCGUAGGCCAGAAAGAGUCAUCACAGUCCCUCAUCGACACUGUGCUAGCAGUAAUUAAGGCCCAGUCUAUAGAUGAAUUGAAACUACAGAAGUCUUAUGUGAAGCUGCUAAGGAAACAGUGCAAGGAGCUCAAGGAGAUGCGCAAGAAACACCUCCGGAAGGUGUGGUCUGUGAGUAAAGAACAGAAGAGUCGGUGUAACAAGGUGACCUCGGACAUUCAGAGACGUCGCAGUCAAGUAGAAAAGAAGCUAAGACUCAGCAUCAAAAAGAAUGAGCCGGAGGAGCCGGUGCGGUCGGAGCUGUGUGAGCUGGAGGUGGAGCAGGCCAAGGCCACGGUGCAGCUGAGGGAGUGGCAGAUGCAGGAGCUGCUCAUGCUCCGACAGGGCCAGCACCAGCUGGAGAGAGAGAAGAAGUACACACACCUCAGAGAGGCUUAUUCGAAGCUAAAAGAAAUUGCGAUUGAUUGCCAAGUUGCACAGGUGAAGAAACUCAAAGAGAUCUGUGAAAAAGAGAAGAAGGAGCUUCAGAAGAUUCAGGACAGGAAGAGACAGAACAGCAUCAUAGAGGCCAAGAAAGGAGACAGAGAGAAGGCAGAGUCGGAGUUGAACGAGAUCAAUAGGAAACACAUCACAGAGUCUGUCAACUUGAUCCGGCGACUGGAGGAACAGCAGACCAAGCGUAAGGACAAGCUCAUGUUGGCUCAGGUGGAGGUAUUGAAGAGCAUCGACGCUGAUCAACCAGUGCACCAGGCUAGGCUGGAGCGGGACCUGGAGGCCGAGCUGCAGCGGCUGCCAGACGAGAUCUGCCAGUACCUGCAGGGGGAGCUGGAGAGCAAGGGCCUGUGCAGCGACGCCCUCUUCAGCCCGUUGGCCAAUCACAGCAGCCCGAGCUCCAACUGCAGCACGCCCCCUUACCCCUCGCCCAAUCACAGAGGGAGCCGCAGCCUGGGCAAUAGCACCGCCUCCUUGGCAGACUCCUCCCACUCCAACACGCCAGUCAUGUCAGAGGCGGAGCUUACAUCUAUAUAAAUAGGCAUUAAUCAUGUUUUUUAUUUUUGAAAAAAAGAAUCUCUUGGAUUUUAAACAUCCCUCUCUCACUGGAUCUUGAUAUACUUAUAGUAUUACUAAACGUGGUGUAAUUAUUUCUUUUCAUUUUUAAGGUUCAGUUUUUUAAUGUAUGUUAUUUUACAAGGUUAAUUUGUUCUUUCUUUGUUUCACUUCAUCUUGCCUUGCUUCAGUCCAUUAGCUUAAGAAUUCUCCUACCAAAGCUUUUUUUUAUUAUUAUUAUUAUUUGACCUCAGUGAAUGGAGGCAAAUCCACUGUCUGUCAACAUUAGCACCUGUUAGCUUAGCUCUAUUAUCUGUCUGUGAGAGCACUCCAGGUGCAUUUUUCAUUCUCUCCUGUGGAUAUGUGGUAUGGAGCAAGCGAUGGCCGAGAGGUUUUCUUUUUAAAUUAUUUAUUUUAUAUGGCAUGUUUUGUGAAUGGAGGUGCUUAGACUGUACUGCUUGUGAGUGUCCACCAGAUGGCGGUGGCGUCUCAGUCUCCUGAGCUCCUCGCCGAGCAGUACAGAGAGAGGUUGGUUGUGUGUGUGUGUGUGUGUGUGUUUGUGACAUUACCGUGGCGAGGUGCUUGUUUACAUAUAGAGUGCAGUGAAGCUACCCACUCAAGACCAGUGCAGACUCCUGGACAGUGUCCUUUGGGACAGUGAGCCCAAAGCCACCAGGUCACUGCAUGCAUGACCUUGUAGUUUUAACUGGAUGAGCAAAAUCUCAAAGUGAACUCCCAAAUGCAAACACAUAUAUACAGUAGGCACACACACAGAAUCUCAAAGUGAACUCCCAAAUGCGAACACAUAUAUACCGUAGGCACACACACACAUUACACCAAGGAAGUGGGCAUAAACACUCAUACAUUUUAAUUCACACACGUACGUAAACAUGCAAACUGUACAAACACACAUGUACACACAGUCAAAAGCAGUCAUGAGUAUCUGUUGCUGGAUAGCCACUGGAUAAGACUACAGUGUUGAAAUCCUUCCAUCCUUUGCUGUUCCUUCCCACACCACACACACACACACACACACACACACACACUCCCCCCACACACACACUCCCCCACACACACACGCUCCCACAUUCUUCUUAUAGUUUUCAGUUUCUUUUUAAUCAUUUCGUCCACCUUGCUCUUGUUAAUCUUCCAUGUUGUUUCUCUGCCUUCCUCUGCAUUCCCACCCUCCUUCUCUCCCAUAUGUAAGUGGGCUUUUAUUGUAAUCCAAUGUAAGUCCAUGAGCAAUUCGUGUGUGUGUGUGUGUGUGU
This is a messenger RNA of Alosa alosa (allis shad), 5503 nucleotides long. It is a transcript of the gene plcb3, whose product is annotated as phospholipase C, beta 3 (phosphatidylinositol-specific). The record is from RefSeq and is a predicted model, not a curated record. The transcript is spliced from 33 exons. Lineage: Eukaryota; Metazoa; Chordata; Actinopteri; Clupeiformes; Clupeidae. Gene Ontology annotation, molecular function: calcium ion binding; phosphatidylinositol-4,5-bisphosphate phospholipase C activity; calmodulin binding. Gene Ontology annotation, biological process: phosphatidylinositol-mediated signaling; lipid catabolic process.